AUGGGUUUUAUUGGCGGUGGAGAAGAAGUUAAAAAAGCAAUUUUGAAUGGUUUGCAGAGUAAUGUAAAUCAGCUUGUUAAGCUUUUACAAGCAUCUUGCGGAGGUGAGGGGUGUUGUAAGGAUGUUAAGAAUUUCCGUGAUGGACAUCUUAAAAAACUUCAAAAGACAUUUAAUGACAUUGAUGAAAUUGAGAGAGAAAUUAAUGGCCUUAAAAAGCAAAAAGAUAUUGCUGAAAAAAGGAAGGCGCCUGAGAAGGCGCCGUCCGUCGGUGAGUCUGAGAUUGAUGAGCAAAUUAAGAAAAAAACUGUGGAACUUGAAAAAGAAAUUUCUCAGCUUCAACCUCAAUUAGAUAAGCUUAAAGAAGAAAUUCCUACAAAAAUUCAGGAGCUUAACAAUAAUGUUUCUGGUGUAAGUCAGAAGCUUACUGACACAAUGAGAGAAAUUCAAUCCAAAAUUGAAGCGCAUAAAAAUGAGCAAAAAGGCUCUCAAAAUAAUGUUAAAAAUAUCUCCAUUCCCUAUGAUCUUUCCAAUUCUCUUGCAACUGCGCAGGCUAAAUUGAAGUCUCAUGAGGCUUCGUUGGGGUCUCUUGAAAGUCUUGAAAAGCUUAUUACAUUUCAUCAGAGUGUUGAAAAGAAUAAAGAUGCGUACGAUAACAAUUGUAAAAACCUUUUAAAUAACCUAUGCUCUGGCUUGGAGAAGUUCCUUGGUUACCAAGAAACUUCCAAAGGCUACUCGGGCGAAGGAAUCGUGUACUCGGACCUUGACAGGCUCUGCGACGGGGUGAUGUCUUUCCUUCAUGGUGUUCUUGAGAGUGUGAAGGAGGAUGAGAGCGUUACAACUUAUAGCUUAAUAACUGACACAGACCUUAAUAAUGUUUUAGCUUAUAUGCAUAAUGGUAAAUAUGGUUUCAUUCAUUGCAUCGAUGCUGUGAUACGUAUACUUCGUGACUAUGAUGUGGAGUUACAUAGGCGGACAGACGCAAUUAAAACACCACUUAGCGCACUUAGUAUUAAAAUAGAGUCACAUAAAAUUAAGGUCGAUGAGGAGAAGUCUCAUGAGAUUUCCGACCAAAUUACUUCCUGGACCCAGCGCGCUAGUCAGUACAUCGACACAGCAAGGCAGGCCGAGAGUGCUCUACAGAAGAUUGAUCCUGUACUAUCAAGUAAGUUAAAAUGUAAUGUUUCAUCGGUGUUGCAGGGUGUGAAAAAGUUCAAGGAAGAGGCGGGGAAUGAGGACCUGAGAAGAAUUUAUGACCUGACUGGAACGAAUAUGUUUGAACUGCUUAGAUAUGCGGAUGAGAGAUUCAAUGCAAGCAUUGAUCAUCUAAGGAAGUAUCUGGAAAAGAAGAUCACAACACUGUGUAAUAAGCUUGAAAGUUUGCGUGAUGAGCAAUUCUAUAAUUUGAAAACGUUUGUCGAUAAUGAUCUUCAAAGAGCCUUCAAAGCAGUGGAUAUCGGGAUUAGUGAAAUUCAAAAAAGACAAUCGUUGGAGAGCGCUUUUUCGGCUUUUAAAUCCGACCUUAAAACUCAACUUGAAAACGUAAACAACGCAAUCAACACCCCUGGCUCAGAUCUUGACAUCACAGAGUUUCAGAUUGGCGGCGAAAAGCCUCUUUCAGAUGUGAGUAAACUUAGUGUCACUCUACUAUCUUACACCUCAAAGCUGUCAUCGUCAAUCCAGAAAUUUAAUGGACAUACUUUAAAUAUAUCAAAGACCGAAGUAUCAGAUAUCCUCACCUCCCUUGGCAAAAUUUCCCAAACCGUCGCCGAACACUCAAAGGAGGUUUUAGAAAAAACAAUGGCAGCAAUUAAGACACAACUGGAGAAGGAGAUUAAGGCUGUGGCAGGUAUAAUAAAUGAAAAGUUGACAAAGAUUAGUACGGCUCUAAAGCAUGACAAGGAAGUCGACGCCGACUACGGUGUCGGUGUAGGCCAAUCAGCUAAAGGGCUUGCGAACUUGUUUAAAAUUUUCGGAGAAAAAAUUGAUACAGUGCUCGAACAGUUGAAGAAGACUGUUGGCCACGACGGUGAAAAGGCAAGCGAUUGUAGUAUUUUCGCAGAUUUGUUUCAGCUUAAGAACAACAUCACAGAGCUGGGUCAGAAUGUUAAUGGAGUGCAGAAGAGAGUCGGAUUAGUUGGUGAAGAACUAGAGAGGUGCGUUAAAGAAUCAAUUGAUAUGCUGGUAAAAGCGCCUAGAUGGGCCGCAACCAUCGUCGAUUCAUUGCGAAAGGAAGUGAAUGCAAAAAUAGAGCAGAUGUUCAGACAUGUUCAAGAUGAAGCUAAGAAACUCUACACCAACCGCAAAAAAAUUGAGCUCUCGGCCCUACACGAAAUUGUCACCGACCAACUUAAACAAAUUACAGAGAUCAUUAAGAACGAUCUGAACACCGGCCUCAAGGGCUUCUUGAACGUCCUAAGAGACAAGCAUAAUGGAGGUCAAAAACUCCACGACCUAAAGGACAAACAAAAUGUCGAAUCUCUCUCUCCCAAAUUAAAAGAUUAUGUAUAUGACAUUUUCCAGUAUGUAUUUAUCGACCUCCCCAAACAUCUCCCUUACUCUCAAUACUCCCCCCAACUCUCCGCCAUCCACUCCGCUGUGGCCACCCUCCUCUCCCACCUGUCCGCCGCAAAACACUUCACCCACCGCGUCCCCGGAAUGCUGCAAAAUCUCAAGACAUCCGUCCAAGCACUCCACUCCACAGCAUUCGCCAACCCCGCGUAUCCCGUGCUCGACGCUUUCCCCAAGAGCCUGGAGCGCUUCGUCGAGCAGCUGGAGAAGGGGUAUGUGAACAGGUAUGAGGGGUCUAAGCCGAUUACGUGGCAGGAGCAUUUUUCGAAUAAUCCAACGGAGGAGAGUAAAAUGACUGCUAAAAUUUUUCUCAGCGUGUUUUCCAUCCUGAACACAAAUUUGAGUGAGUUGAGAAAGAGGUGCAAGGUGGAUUGGAGAGGUGAUCAAAUUAAUGAAUUCACGGAGCUUGGGACAUUCUUCUCCGAUAAUGGUUUCGUAGUGUCCGACAAUAAUAAACAGAACGGCGAGUUGCAAAACAAAGAAGGGAUGAACGGAACAAAAGUCGUCGGAUGCCUUGUCGGUGAUUAUCCUCGUGUUUUCCCUUCUGUUGAAAACACUAGGCAUGCGAUUAAUACGAUUGUCGACUCUCUCCCUGCCUACUACCAAGUCGGUCACAUCUCCACAUUCUCCGCUAAUAAGCUACCAUGUUCAGUCUACGAAAUGCUCGCAUGGUGCUCCGGUUUACGCCAUAACGGUGCGUACGAUGCGCUUAAGCAGCACAUAAAAACAGCAGUCAAGACGAAGGAUGCGCAAUCUGGUAAUGAGUUACCUUACACGGAUGCGUUCCCAAGAGCAUUCGGCGCUCAACAUCUGGAAAAUGUCAUCGAACAUAUCACAUUGCAAUCCGCUUCCGUCCUAACCAGUAUAGUAGGCCACGGCAACGCUUCUACCACCUACUCCUGUGACUACUUCAACAACUCCUUUACAUUUAAAUAUCCCUCUAGCGGUUCAGAAUGCUUAGAUUUACUCAUUGACAUCCUUAAAAAAUUGUUCCCGCCACUGAGGUUUUUGCAUACCCAGUGCAAUCGUCGGCCUGAUCAUUACGGAUGGGCUGACUGCCUCUACGGCCAAGCUGUCGAAAUAUCAAACUGGCAAUGUAAUGACCACUUAACUGACAAAGCAAGUGACCAACCAACUGACCAACCUAGGUGCCAGGCAAACUGCCAAGCAAACUGCCGACCAACGUCCCCGCUUCAGUCCUACCUAACUGACUCCUUGCAUGGUUAUUUACCUCAUCAAUUGCAGUCUGUCGGUUGCACUCCCAAAUGUUUAACGUGCCCUGGUAGUAAACGAGGAAUGCACUGUCUCACGCCCCUCGGCUUCCGCGGUUUCUCGGGCAGUCCGAAGCAUGGUAACGAACUAUGUAAAGUGCUUAGAAACUUCUUCGACGAUUUCUAUCUUACAGCCUUAUUCUGUCUGGCCCCUAAACCUCCGACUACACUACCGGAGCACUUAGGAUUUGCCUUGUCCAUAGUUAGUGGUUGGCGUAAUGGUCAACCAGACGAAAACAAAGGGUCAUUGCAGUCAGAUGUCGUAGCAUCCAUUACUGAUCAGUCCAUCCAGUUAUAUGUCGAUCCGUCUCAACUCACCGAUGCUCUCACCGCAGCUUACGGAUCUUCCUCCGCUACUCACUCGGAAUGUCAAAAUCCACACCUUAGGGGCCUUACAACCACUGACUGCUGUAAAGGAAAGCCAGAAAGAUAG
This is a messenger RNA of Babesia ovata, 4272 nucleotides long. RefSeq lists its product as uncharacterized. Lineage: Eukaryota; Apicomplexa; Aconoidasida; Piroplasmida; Babesiidae. The record is from RefSeq and is a predicted model, not a curated record. The transcript has 2 exons. The coding region runs from base 1 to 4272 and encodes 1423 amino acids.